GGCAGUCUGACACGCAACAGAUUGUGAUGAAGAUGCGACGAUAAUUAAUUGAUGAAAUAACCCGCAAAGAAAAACACAUUACACGAAAACUUGUUCAAUUCUUCAGAGGACUUAAAUGAGUACAUUAAAUGCAGCAAUGGUGUACGACGACAUUUUACUUCAAACCACAUCUCUUCAAAUUGUGUUCAUCAUAUUUUACAUUAUAGUAUUUCUGCUUGGAAUAAGCGGUAACUUGCUAGUCGUUUAUGUUGUCCUUCGAAAGAAGGCAAUGCAAAGUACAACAAACAUUAAUAUAGCUAAUUUAGCUACAUCUGAUAUUAUGAUGGGCUUAUUUGCUAUUCCUUUUACGCCUUUGACAUUUUUUAUGGAAUCAUGGAUUUUUGGAGAGUUUUUAUGUGCUUUAUUGCCGAUGACGAUGUGUAUAUUAGUAUACGUGUCAACUCUUUCAUGUACAGUCAUAGCCGUGCUCAGAUAUUUUGCCAUUGUUUACCCCCUUAAACCAAAAAUAGGACGAUGUACGUGUUUCGUUAUCGUAGUUUUCAUUUGGACUUUGUCCACUGCCAUUUCAUGGCCUCUGGGAUAUUUCAGAAAAACAAUAAUUGUGAAUGAUACUGUGAUAUGUCGAAAAACAUGGCCGAAUGAGCAGUCUCGGCAAUCCUUUACUUUUACAAACAUGAUACUUCAGUAUUUGAUACCAUGCAGUAUAAUUAUAUACUGUUACGUGCAAAUUUCACUGGCAUUGGACAGACGUUCAAAGUCUCGUGUUGUAAGGAAUAGCACAGAUUCUGAACGCGAACAAAGAGAAAUACAAAGGAAACGCCGGACGAACAAAAUGAUGAUUUAUGUUGUUACGAUAUUUGUCGUCUGCUGGAUGCCAUUGAAUCUGUUUCAUAUCAUAUCAGAUUUCCAUCAGACAUACUCUCCGUACUAUAGCCUGAUUUUCUUCAUAGCCCACCUAGUGGCUAUGAGUUCUACAAUAUAUAAUCCAUUUAUAUACGCUUUCAUGAGCGAAAAAUUCAAGACUGAAUUCAAAGAUUUACUGAGGUGUCAACAGUUUUGUGAAUAAAAAUCCGAUGGAUAUAUUGUAGGAUGGACUUUUAAUUCACUGCCACGUUUUCUAGGAUUUAAUCAAAAGUUAACUAUUUUAUUAAAGUAAACUGUGUCAUACGUUUGAUAAGAUUGUUUUCUUUAUUUUCAUAUCCGUACAAGAGAAUGAUUCUUUAGCGAAAGUACGGAAUGCUUUCAUUUAAUCUGAUUUAUUUGUAACAAUUUAUUUUCGAUCUCUAUCAUUUUUCUGCUCUUAUGUUAUCUUAUUUCAUCAUUGCCUGGAAACUUCUAGAUAAAGACACAAAAGAUUCAUGAAAAUGGGUCAAUCAAAUACAUUCGAGUCGACUGUAAUCUUUAUAAAUUAUAUCAAACAGAGCCUGCAACCUUCAUAUUAACAGUAUCUGAAACACACACACACACACACACACACACACACACACACACACACACACACACACACACACACACACACACACACACACACACACACACACACACACACACACACACACAAAAAAAAAACCCAGCAAAACAUUAACAAAAAAAACAAAAACAAACAAACAAGAUGCAAUAUCAUGAUAAGAUACUAAAGCUUGUUCAAAAUAUUUCCUAGAAGUCCGAGUGCUCUGACCUUUAAUUUAUGUUACAUUUUUUAUUGAUUGGUUUAGGCUAAGUAAGCAAACUUCUAUGCAAUGGCAAACCUAAAAUAAACAAGACACGGAAAACCCGCUAAAAGUUCAAAGUAGUUUCUGUUGGAAAAAAGAAAACAAGUCAAUCGAAAUUGAACAAAAAAAAUGAAAUCCUACGUAAAAAAGAAGCAAUAUUGAAAUCAAUCUCAUUGCGAUUUUUUGUAUAAAAAAGGAAAACUAGUUAUCAAGGUCUAAAAGUGUGUUAUAUGUUAGAAUAAUGGUAAUUGCGUAAAUAAACUCCAAUUUGUCACACAAAUCUAUUACAAUUAAAAAACAAAAACAUGACCUUAACUUUCCAAAUUUUUAUUCUUCCUUUCUUUUUACUCCUCGUCUAUAUCGGACCUUACAAAAGGUACCUGAUACCAAACAAUACUGCUAUUUAUGUUAUUUCAAUAUUUCAUGUAUUCAUAUUCCUGUAAAAUGUAGAACUGUGUUUAUGAAUAUUCCUUGUGAUAAUGUCUAUUUUACCUGUAGUUACACAAUUAUUUGUUCUGAUACAAAUGUGACAAUUUGUACUUGUUGUCUUUUGUUAUAAAAACGUUUUCAAAUAA
Messenger RNA from Ruditapes philippinarum (Manila clam), 2287 nucleotides. Its product is annotated as neuropeptide Y receptor type 5-like. The transcript has a single exon. The record is from RefSeq and is a predicted model, not a curated record. Gene Ontology annotation, molecular function: neuropeptide Y receptor activity; neuropeptide binding. Gene Ontology annotation, cellular component: neuron projection; plasma membrane. Gene Ontology annotation, biological process: G protein-coupled receptor signaling pathway. NCBI's taxonomy places the organism in Eukaryota, Metazoa, Mollusca, Bivalvia, Venerida, Veneridae. The coding region runs from base 116 to 1066 and encodes 316 amino acids.